This is a messenger RNA of Schistosoma rodhaini, 417 nucleotides long. The record is from the annotation of a GenBank genome assembly. Lineage: Eukaryota; Metazoa; Platyhelminthes; Trematoda; Strigeidida; Schistosomatidae.
AUGCAGAUAUUUUUAACGGCUACAUAUAUCGUGCAGACAAACGAAGGGAUGGCACAUAAACAGACACCAAGGGACUUCUUGAAACUCAUAGUCGGAAGACCAGUGGUAGUUAAGCUUAACUCAGGUGCUGAUUACAGAGGUGUUCUAAUUUCUCUAGACGGUUAUAUGAAUGUGGUAUUGGAACAGACUGAAGAGUACAUUGAUGGUCAGUUGAAAAACAAAUAUGGUGAUACGUUCAUCCGAGGAAACAAUGCACACAAAAGCGUUGGUGAUGAAUACAAUUUGUACAGGCCUUUCUUAUAUGAAAAAACCGCUUGUUUAAUUCGCAAAAUAAAUGUGUUUACUCCUGUAUAUUCCCCGAAACCAUACCAUGAAUUCACAAAACGUAAACAAAGGAAAACAAUGUUUGUUAAUUAA